Messenger RNA from Saccharomyces eubayanus, 2460 nucleotides. It is a transcript of the gene AXL2, whose product is annotated as Axl2p. Bases 1 to 2460 code for a protein of 819 amino acids. The transcript has a single exon. Lineage: Eukaryota; Fungi; Ascomycota; Saccharomycetes; Saccharomycetales; Saccharomycetaceae. The record is from RefSeq and is a predicted model, not a curated record. Gene Ontology annotation, molecular function: calcium ion binding. Gene Ontology annotation, cellular component: membrane.
AUGGUACAGCUUCAACUUUCGUUAUUGUUGGUACCUAUUAUAUCGCUACUCCACCUGGUGGUAGCCACGCCCUACGAGGCAUAUCCCAUUGGGAAGCAGUACCCUCCGGUGGCAAGGCUCAAUGAGUCGUUCACAUUCCAGAUUUCCAACGAUACCUACAAAUCUUCCGUGGACAAAACAGCCCAAAUUACAUACAAUUGCUUCGACUUGCCGGACUGGCUCUCGUUCGAUGCCGGUUCAAGAACCUUCUCAGGCGAGCCUUCCUCCAACUUACUAUCUGACGCUAACACUACACUAUACUACAACGUGGUACUUGAAGGUACGGAUCCUACUGAUAGCACGACUUUGAACAACACGUACCAGUUCGUAGUCAGCAACCGUCCAUCCAUCUCUUUGUCGUCGGAUUUCAACCUGUUGGCGUUGCUGAAAAACUACGGUUACACUAACGGUAAAAAUGCAUUGAAACUUGCUCCUAAUGAGGUUUUCAAUGUGACUUUUGACCGUUCGAUGUUCACUAACGAGGAUUCCAUCGUGUCAUACUACGGGCGCACUGAAUUGUAUAAUGCACCUUUACCCAAUUGGUUGUUCUUCGACUCCGAUGAGUUGAAAUUCACUGGGACUGCACCCGUAAUCAAUUCAGAAAUUGCCCCAGAGACAAGUUACGAUUUUGUCAUUAUUGCCACAGAUAUCGAAGGAUUCUCCGCCGUUGAAGUGACGUUUGAGUUGGUUAUUGGUGCGCAUCAAUUGACUACCUCCAUCCAAAAUAGCCUAAUUAUAAACGUCACGGAUACCGGUAACAUCUCAUAUAAUUUACCUUUAAGUUAUGUGUAUCUCGAUGACGAUCCAAUCGCUUCCGAAAAAGUGGGUUCUAUAGACCUGCUCAAUGCUCCGGAUUGGAUUUCAUUAGACAAUACCACCAUUUCUGGUUCUGUUCCAGAUGAUAUGCUCGGUAAAAACUCCAACCCUGCCAACUUUUCUGUAUCCAUUUACGACACUUACGGUGAUGUGGUUUAUUUUAAUUUUGAAGUGGUCUCUACGACAGACUUAUUUGCUAUUAGUUCUCUGCCCAAUAUCAAUGCCACAAGAGGAGAAUGGUUCAGCUAUUUUUUUCUGCCCUCUCAGUUCACAGACUAUUCAAAUACAACAGUCUCGCUGGAGUUCACUAAUUCAAGCCAAAAUCACGAUUGGCUAAAUUUCCACUCUUCUAACUUAACCUUGAUGGGUCAAGUACCCAAUAAUCUCGAAAAGCUUUCAUUGGCCUUAAUGGCGAAUCAAGGCUCUCAUUCUCAAGAGCUAGAUUUCAACAUUAUUGGUAUGAAUUCAAAAACAACUCACUCGAACCAUAGCUCGAAUGCUACAUCUACAAUGAGCUCUCAUCGCUCUACUUCAACGAGUUCUUACACAACCUCUACACAGACCCAAACUAUGUUGACCUCUACAGCUACUUCAUCCUCAGCAGUGGUACCCACAGCAAACAAGAAGUCCUCUCACAGCAAAAAGACAGUGGCCAUCGUAUGCGGUGUAGUCAUCCCUCUGGGCAUCAUUCUCAUUGCCGUCAUAUUGUUCUUAAUCUUCUGGAGACGUAGAAAAGAAAAUUCUGACAAUGAAAAAUCACCAAAUGCUAUCAGCGGGCCUGAUUUAGAUAAUGCUGCAAACAAGCCCAACCAAGGAAAUGCCACGUCUUUGGAUAACCCAUUCGAUGAUGAUGCCUCUUCAUAUGAUGACACCUCGAUAGCAAGGAGAUUGGCUGCUUUGAACACUCUAAAGUUGGAUGAUCAUUCCACGUCUGAAUCGGAAAUCUCCAGCAUCGAUGAAAAGAGAGAUUCUUCAUCGGUUAUGGACAUGUACGAUGACGCAUUUCAGUCCCAAAGCAAAGAGGAACUACUCGAAAAAUCACCAGCACAGCCUGUAGCAAGCCCCUUCUUUGACCCUCAGAAUAGAUCUUCUUCAGUUUACAUGGACAGUGAGCCGGCCGUAAAUAAAUCCUGGAGAUAUACGGGCGACUUACCAGCAGUUCCUGACGGUGUCAGAGACAGCUAUGGCUCACAACAAACAGUGGAUACAGAGAAACUAUUUGACUUGGAUGUGCCGCCAAAACAAAAACAGAACAACACAUUAAGAGACGUUACUUUGUCUUCAUUGGACCCAUGGAACGACAAUAUUAAUGAUUCCUCGAUAAAGAAUACAAGGGCGCCAACGCCGAAGAACAAAACAACAAAUGGUAACCUUCCCUUGCCAGAUUCUCGUUCUGUAACAAAUGGAAGAACACCAACAACAAUGUCAACCUCGUCUUCUGAUGAUUUUGUUCCAGUCAAAGACGGUAAGACUUUCUGCUGGGUUCACAGUACAGAACCAGACAGACAACCAAGCAAGAAAAGACUUGUGGAUUUUUCAAACAAGAGUAAUGUCAAUAUUGGUCAAGUUGAAGACAUUCAGGGACGCAUCCCAGAAACGCUAUGA